Molecule: messenger RNA, 1611 nt
Organism: Adineta steineri
Lineage: Eukaryota; Metazoa; Rotifera; Eurotatoria; Adinetida; Adinetidae
Source: the annotation of a GenBank genome assembly
AUGUCGAGCGCACAAAGGGUAACAUUGGAAGCAUUACCUGUCGAAAUUCUACAUAGUAUUUUCUAUCAUAUCGAUGGACAAACAAUAUUUUCCUCACUUCGCAACAUGUGUCGACGAUUAAGAGCAAUCAUCAACAAAUAUGAUCGAUGGACAAUCGACUUUCAAAGAAUUGCAAAACCUGAUUUUCAUCUCUUCUGUCGAUAUAUUAAUCCUGAAAAUAUUAUCUCAUUGACACUCUCAGAUGAUCAUGAUACAUCUGGACAAAUUGAAAUAUUUCUUUCACUGUUUAAGGCUCAUCAAUUUACUCGACUUCAAUCAGUAACUUUAAUUAAAGUUUCAGCUUAUGAUUUAGAAGCGAUUUUUCGAACAUUCAAGACGACUUCACUCAAAUCAUUCUCAUUCACAGUUGAAAAACAUAAGACUCUACAUAAAGAAACAAUGAGAAUGAAAGUUCUCUCGAUGAUUAUCACAGAAACAAAUUUAGUUAAACUCGAAUUACUUGAAUUUCAAUGGCAUGAAUUAGACAAAAUGAUUUGGCCUAAACAAUCAACCAUUCAACAUCUAAAAAUUCAAGCUCCUGUGACUCCUGUUGAGAUAUGCACGAUUCUUGUUUGCUUAUCUCACCUACGUACGCUAAUUAUAGGUGAACUCUAUGAUGGAUUUAAUGCACAGAAAAGUUUACCAUAUAGGUCUACACCUUUUCGACAAGUCAUUUCAUUAGCUAUAGAAAAGAUGACAUUAGAUAUCGAUGAUCUCGAAUUAUUUCUUUCCCUAUUACCUACAUUAACUCAUAUGAGAUUGAUGAUCUAUGAAAAAUUGGUCGAUGGUAAUCGAUUGAAAAAUUUUAUUCAAACAAAUCUUCCGUUAUUGAACAAUUUCGAGUUUUUCUUGUGCAUAACAAGAUAUGUUUCACAUGAUCUUUCUGACAUUCAAUCACUUAUCACAUCAUAUCAAACACCAUUCUGGCUCGAACAAAACAAAUGGUUUGUUACUUGUGAAUAUUCAACCGAUGCCAACAAACUCUAUCCAAUUCCAUUUUGUAAUGAAACAACAAAUCGUCGUUUAUGUCGUAAAGUAAAAAAGCUGGAAAUUAAUUUCAAGGACAACUUACCAUCAAACUGGAUACUAACCGUUUCGACACUAGUCGAUCUAUCAACAAUUGUUCAAAUCAAAUUCACAGGUCAAACGGUUUAUAAAACAAGACGAAAUAUACGAGCUAGUAUCGCCUAUUUUCUCCAAAGAACAUCUUCUUUAAUAUCGCUGAGUAUCAAUUAUGAUUCUCAUAUGUACAACUUUUGGACUGCUGAUAAUAUUUGUUGUAUGAUUCCUUCUCAUGUCAAACACUUGACAACAUCAAUUAAGCAUGUCGAUGAAAUGAAACUUGUUCUUAAACGACUUCCUUAUCUAUCAAGUAUUACAUUCCACUUCUAUUGCCCAUCAAACAUAGACGCAAUAUUUGGAUGGCUUGUAAAAUACAGAGGAGGUUCAAAAUGCAAAAGAGAGAAAUCUUCAAUCAGUAUAUGGCUUGGCAAAGGUAUCAUCCAAUCGAAAGAAUACGAACAUGUUAAUAAAAAGAUUAAACUGAGUGACAAUCAUCAUGAUGCAUCAUGA